AUGAAUUCAUUCAAUCUAUUGCUUUUAAUCGGUUGUGUAUUAGCUGUCUAUCAAUUGACAUCAGGUGCAUCAUCAACACCCAGAGGUUCAACACCAAAAGGUUCAACACCAAAAGCAACUACUCCAAGAGGAACAACGGUACCAGCACGUCCAACUACAUGUGUCUGUAGUUGUUGUUCAGGUCUCAUGUGUACACCAAAACCGGUAUAUACUUACUUUGACGCUGGGGCGACUGUCGAAAUAUUGCACGAUCAUCUUAAUAGGGAGUGA
This is a messenger RNA of Didymodactylos carnosus, 270 nucleotides long. Lineage: Eukaryota; Metazoa; Rotifera; Eurotatoria; Philodinida; Philodinidae. The record is from the annotation of a GenBank genome assembly.